AUGUCCGUGUUGUUGGCCGCCGCCUUCAACAUCGUUUCGAGCGUGAGCAUAAUCUUGGUCAACAAGCAGAUUGCUUCAGUAUGCCGCUUCGAUUUCAUUUUGACAAUGCUUUUUCUCAACUUCCUGACGACAGCGUCGCUGUUGGAAAUACUGGCAAAGCUCCAGUGGUUUGAGAAGAAGCACCUGCCGAUGCGCGAGCGAUGGCUCAUCGCAGGUAUUGCGCUUAGCACGGUCCUCCUCAACAACUGCAGCAAUGAGGCGUGCUCAAGUACAAGCAAUGUCGUGAAGCAUGAAGAGCUGUCCAGUUCAUAUCAGUUGCUGCGUGACCGUGUGCGCCUCCGCGGGCAGCUUGGAGAAGGGCCGUCGACACCCAUGGGUCGAAGCAUUAACUGGCAAGAUGCAGUCAGUGGCUCCGCGGCGGGUGCAGUGUCCAAGACUGCCACAGCCCCGCUGGAGCGAGUCAAGAUGGUGCUUCAAAAUCAGCAGCUGUCUGUCGGGAGGGCUGCAAGGGCACCAUUGCGCAACGUUGUGCAUGCCGCUGCGCAGCUUCUGCAGGAGCCAUGUGGACUAAGAGGGUUUUGGCGCGGCAAUUUGGCCAACGUCCUCCGCGUCGUUCCCACCUACGGCGCCCGAUUCUGGCUGUUUGCCCUGUGCGACGAGACGCUGGCCUUUGUGCCACAGACGGACACAAGGCGCUUCAUCUCGGGCGGCACGGCGGGUGUUGGUGCCCUGCUGCUGACGCAUCCUCUGGACAUGGUCCGGACCCGCCUGGCUGCAGCACGCGUGUUUGCGGACGAAGCAUCCUACAACGGCUUUGUUGAUUGCUUCCUGAGCGCUUGGAGAAAGGGCGGUGUGCGGGGGCUCUACGCCGGCUGCCUUGCCAGCAUGUUGGAAAUUGCUCCAUACAGCGCCAUCGUCUUCACGGCCUAUGAAGGCAUCAAGCAGCGUUUGAUGCCUGCGGGCAGCACUGGCAUUUUACCAUCUGGGCCACAGAUUCUGGCAGGAGCCAGCAGCGGAAUGAUUGCCGCGAGCGUUUGCUAUCCAUUGGACACCAUGAGGCGGCAGCUGAUGUUGGAUGGAGCACUUGGCUUUGAUGCCAGGUAUGGUGGCAGUAUUUGGAAAUGCUGCAAGAGCCUGUGGCUCCAAGGUGGCUUCCUAUUGCUUUACCGGGGGUGGACGGCGACGUUGCUUAAGGCUGUGCCGACCGUUACGAUCACAUUUCUGACGAAAGACUUCCUGUCCGACGUGCUGCGGCUGAAGAUCACGGAUCUGUGCAGGGCGUGUGUGAACGAUGUCGACGAGAUGCACAAGAAUUUCCGGCUGCAGGGACUGCAGGAGCUGGCAGGACAUCGUCACGCCUCACGAUUCUUCAUCGGGGUGCAGGAGCAGACUUCCGCAGACUGUCCAGGCAAACAGCGUCGGGUUCUAUCAGAUCACAAAGCUGCUCGGACUUCGAUGGAAGACUUCACAGGCUCCCCGGUUUUUGUUUGGCUCCAAGGACUGGAAAGAUUGCAAGGGCGAAAGUCGGCAGUUUACAGUCGCAAGGUGAUCCUUAGUAUCGUGGUCACAGCGAUUGGAGUGGCUGUGGCGACCGUCUCGGACUUCGAGAUGAACGUCCGCGGGACCAUCCUGGCGGCUCUUUCAAUCGUGAGCACCGCACAGUACCAAAUUUGGCAAGGCUCGAAGCAGCACGAGCAUGGCGUGACUGCGACGCAGAUCACGUACUCAGUCGCAUGA
Symbiodinium sp. CCMP2592 is the source of this 1737-nucleotide messenger RNA. NCBI's taxonomy places the organism in Eukaryota, Dinophyceae, Suessiales, Symbiodiniaceae. The record is from the annotation of a GenBank genome assembly.